CUCAGCAGCUGGGAGUUGCCCCAGAACCUGGGAGGAGCGCCCCAGCUCCCCCCCCCCCCCAGCAUACUCACCCCGCACGCCCAGCCACCCACGCGCGCGCCUCCCUUCUGCCCCUCCCAAGGGCCUGCGGUGGGGACAGCAGCACCCAGAUUCAGCACCACGCUAUGAAGGCUCUGACGCCUUGGGCCCGGUACCUGCUCCUGGCUGUGGCCCACCUGCUGGCCCUGGGGCUCGGGGCCGUGGUGUUCCAGGCCCUGGAGGGGCCCCCGGCACGCCGCCUCCAGGCCCAGCUCCAGGCCGAGCUGGCCACUUUCCAGGCCGAGUACGGGGCCUGCUUGCCACCCGGAGCGCUGGAAAGGCUUCUGGGUACCAGCCUGCGAGCGCAGGCCCACGGAAUCUCCAGCCUGGCCAACGGCUCCGAGGCCAGCACCUGGGACCUUCCCUCGGCCCUGCUCUUCACCGCCAGUAUCCUCACCACCACCGGUUACGGCGGCAUGGCCCCGCUGUCGGCCGGGGGGAAGGCCUUCUGCGUGGCGUACGCGGCGCUGGGGCUGCCGGCCGCCUUGGUCCUCGCGGCGGCGCUGCGGCGCGCCCUGCCCGCUCCCUUGGGCGGCUUGGGGGUCCGGGUGGCGGCCCGCUGGCGCCUGGCACCCGCCCGGGCCGCGCUGCUCGGGGCCGCGGGGUUCGGGCUGCUGGCGGCCGCCGCCUUCCUGCUGCUGCCGGCGCUGCUGCUCUGGGCGGCCCGGGCGGACGGCAGCCUGCUGGAGGCCGUCUACUUCUGCUUCGGCUCCCUCAGCACCGUCGGCCUGGGGGACCUGCUGCCCGGCCGGGGCCGCGGCCUGCACCCCGUGCUUUACCACCUGGGCCAGUUCUCCCUUCUGGGCUACCUGCUGCUGGGGCUCCUGGCCAUGCUGCUCGCGGUGCAGAUCUUCUCGGAGCUGCCACAAGUCCGCGCCACCGUGAAGUUCUUUGGGUGCGGUGGCCCUGCCACGGCCGAAGACCAGCGUGGCAUCCUGGGCCGAGAGGGGCUGGACCUGAGCACCCUGCCUCCCUCCAGCCCACCUCCGAGCACACCCCGGCUCCCUGACCAGGGUCACGUGACCACCAUGCCCACCUCCCAGCUCACUGACCAGCGUCAUGUGACCACCACGCCCACCCCAGAACAGACCACAGCUCCCUGA
This is a messenger RNA of Perognathus longimembris pacificus (Pacific pocket mouse), 1181 nucleotides long. RefSeq names its product potassium two pore domain channel subfamily K member 7 (gene Kcnk7). Bases 165 to 1181 code for a protein of 338 amino acids. Gene Ontology annotation, cellular component: membrane. NCBI's taxonomy places the organism in Eukaryota, Metazoa, Chordata, Mammalia, Rodentia, Heteromyidae. Gene Ontology annotation, molecular function: potassium ion leak channel activity. The transcript is spliced from 3 exons. Gene Ontology annotation, biological process: stabilization of membrane potential; potassium ion transmembrane transport. The record is from RefSeq and is a predicted model, not a curated record.